AUGUCGAGAACGCUGUACACGCUGUACGAGGCGCCGACAGGCUACGCCAUCUUCAAGGUUCGCACGACCGAGGAAAUCGGCGCCGAGGACGUUGCGCUGCAGAAAGAGCUGCAGCGCUUCAGCACCUUUUCGCCGUGGGUGAAGCUCGUGUCGUUUGCGCCCUUCGAGUCGCCUGAGAACGCGCUCGAGGACGCGGUGUGCAUCUCCGAGAACCUGAUGAGCACCUUCCUCAACAACUUCCUCACCGCCGCCUUCGCGAAGAAGGUCGCCAAGAACGAGGCGAACUGGGAGCUCGGCGUGCAGGACCCGAAACUGGGCAGCGCCAUCCACGACGAGCUCAACAUCCCGGUCUUGUGCAACGAGACCGUAGCCGAGAUUAGCCGCUGCAUCCGCCUCCACGCUGAGAAGCUGCUGCCGGAGCACAACGAGGGCGAUGUGCCGCGCGCUCAGUGCGGUCUCGGUCAUGCGUUCUCGCGUAACAAGGUCAAGUUUAACGUGCACCGCAGCGAUAACAUGAUCAUCCAGGCGUCGGCGCUGAUGGAGCACAUGGACAAAGGUGUGAACCUGCUGGGCAUGCGGGUGAAGGAGUGGUAUGGCUGGCACUUCCCCGAGCUGGCCAAGGAGGUUCCGGAGCCGCUCAAGUACGCCAAUGUGGCGUUGCUCAUCGGUAACCGCAACUCACUGGAGGAGGCGCCAGAGGAGGAUGUAAAGGCGCAGCUGGGCGACAUCCUCGAGGGCGACGAGGCGCUCGCGGCGCGCGUGUACGAGAAGGCAGUGACGUCGAUGGGCGGCGACAUGGCGGAGGUGGACUGGGACUGCAUCCGGACCUUUGCGAAGCGUGUCGCAUCGCUGGGGCAGUAUCGCGUGGCCCUGGCGCAGUACCUCGUGGACAAGAUGAUGCUGGUGGCCCCGAACCUGACGCAGCUGAUGGGGCAGACCAUUGGCGCGAAGCUCAUCUCCAAGGCCGGCUCUCUCACAAACCUCGCCAAGUCCCCUGCCAGCACGAUCCAGAUCCUGGGUGCCGAGAAGGCGCUCUUCCGCGCCCUCAAGAAGAAGAAGGGCAACACCCCCAAGUACGGCCUCAUCUUCCACUCGUCUUUUAUCCAGCGCGCGUCCAAGGAGAACCGUGGCAAGAUCUCGCGCUACCUCGCCAACAAGGCCGCACUCGCGUGCCGCAUCGACUGCUUCAUGGACGCCCCCCCGACAGUGUUUGGUGAGAAGCUGCGCGAGCAGGUCGAGGCCCGCCUGAACUUCUUUGACACUGGCAACAAGCCCCCGAGCAACAAGGCCGCGAUGGCUGAGGCGCUGGAGCAGUACCAGCGCAUCCUCCGUAAGCGUAACCGCAAGCAGGCGAACGAGGACACCGAGGAGACGCCGAAGAAGAAGAGCCGCAAGGUCGUGGCCGCCUCUGAGUCCGGGUAA
Messenger RNA from Leishmania major strain Friedlin, 1422 nucleotides. RefSeq names its product putative nucleolar protein. Gene Ontology annotation, molecular function: snoRNA binding. Bases 1 to 1422 code for a protein of 473 amino acids. The transcript has a single exon. The record is from RefSeq and is a predicted model, not a curated record. Lineage: Eukaryota; Euglenozoa; Kinetoplastea; Trypanosomatida; Trypanosomatidae. Gene Ontology annotation, cellular component: small-subunit processome; box C/D methylation guide snoRNP complex.